Asparagus officinalis (garden asparagus) is the source of this 2689-nucleotide messenger RNA. Its product is annotated as protein ROOT HAIR DEFECTIVE 3-like. The record is from RefSeq and is a predicted model, not a curated record. Gene Ontology annotation, molecular function: GTPase activity; GTP binding. Gene Ontology annotation, biological process: endoplasmic reticulum membrane fusion. NCBI's taxonomy places the organism in Eukaryota, Viridiplantae, Streptophyta, Magnoliopsida, Asparagales, Asparagaceae. The transcript has 22 exons. Gene Ontology annotation, cellular component: endoplasmic reticulum. The coding region runs from base 218 to 2689 and encodes 823 amino acids.
UUGCACUGAAACCGAACAACGCGACGGAGAGUCCGCCUAUUCAUUUGCUGGUCAUCGCCGAUCUCCCCGCUCUCUCUCUGCUUCCCCCAUUUCCCAAAUUUCCUCUUUCACUUCUAUUCAAACCCUAGAUUUCAAUCUUCGAUUUCGACAGAAAAAUAGGAGGAAAAAAAAUCAACUAUUUCUUCAAAGAUCCUUUGAUCCUCUUGUCUUGUCGACAAUGGAGGAUGAGUGUUGCUCGACGCAGUUGAUCGAUGGAGAGGGCGAGUUCAACGUCGCCGGAUUGGAUCAUUUCAUGAAGACGGUGAAGCUUAAAGAAUGCGGGCUCUCGUACGCCGUUGUCUCCAUCAUGGGACCCCAGAGCAGCGGUAAGAGCACCUUACUUAACCAUCUAUUUAGUACAAACUUCAGGGAAAUGGAUGCUUUCAGAGGAAGGAGUCAAACUACUAAAGGUAUCUGGAUAGCACAUUGUGUGGGCCUUGAACCUUGCACAAUUGUUGCAGACUUGGAGGGCAUGGAUGGCAGGGAGAGAGGAGAGGAUGAUACAGCAUUUGAGAAGCAGAGUUCCCUUUUUGCACUGGCAGUUUCAGAUAUUGUUCUGAUAAAUAUGUGGUGCCAUGACAUCGGCCGUGAGCAGGCUGCUAACAAGCCACUUUUGAAGACGGUCUUUCAGGUCAUGAUGCGAUUAUUCUGUCCUCGCAAGACAACAUUACUGUUUGUUAUUCGUGACAAGACAAAGACCCCAUUGGAACAUUUAGAGCCAGUCUUAAGGGAGGAUAUUCAAAAGAUAUGGGAUAGUGUUCCUAAGCCUGAGGCUCAUAAAGAUACUGCACUCAGUGAAUUUUUUAAUGUGGAAGUCACAGCUUUGUCUAGUUUUGAAGAAAAAGAGGAGCAGUUUAUAGAACAGGUUAAACAAUUAAGGCAGCGGUUUCACCAUUCAAUUGCACCUGGAGGUCUUGCUGGUGAUAGAAGAGGUGUGGUUCCUGCUUCAGGAUUUUCUUUUAGCGCACAAGAAAUAUGGAAAGUGAUUCGAGAAAAUAAAGACCUCGACCUUCCUGCUCAUAAGGUAAUGGUGGCUACAGUGCGUUGCGAAGAGAUUGCCAAUGAGAAGCUGAGUCGUUUGACCUCAGAUGAGAGUUGGCUGGAGUUGGAAGAGGCUGUUCAAUCUGGUCCGGUGUCAGGAUUUGGCAGAAAACUUGGCUCCAUCCUGGACACUUACCUGUCAGAAUAUGACGAUGAAGCUAUCUAUUUUGAAGAAAGUGUUAGGACUGCAAAACGGCAGCAGUUGGAAUCAAGAGCUUUACAUCUUGUGCAUCCUGCUUUUCAGGCAAUGUUAGGGCAUCUUCGUUCUAAAUAUCUUGACAAAUUUAAAAAUGAUCUGGAGCAGUCGCUAAAAAGUGGCAGAGGUUUUGCAACUUCUGUUAGUUCCUGUACUCAGUCUUGCAUGGAUGAAUUUGAACAAGGGUGUGCAGAUGUGGUAAUUAAGCAUGCGGAUUGGGAUGCUUCCAAAGUUCGAGAGAAACUUCAACGUGAUAUUGAGGCCCAUGCUGUUUCUGUCCGCAGUACGAAGUUGUCUGAGUUGUCAGCUGCCUGUGAGAAACAACUAACAGAAGCUCUUUCUGAACCUGUGGAAUCCUUGUUUGAAGCUUCUGGGAUUGAUGUUUGGACAUCAAUCAGAAGGCUUUAUCAACAAGAAAUGCAGAAGGCUCUAUCAGGGCUCGCAAAUUCUCUUUCUGGCUUUGAACUGGACCAAGUAUUUUUCAAUGAGAUGCUUGGAAAUCUCAAGGACUACGCAAGGAACGUGGUGGAAAAGAAAUCUAGGGAAGAAGCAUCAAAGGUUUUGAUUCAUAUGAAGGACAGGUUCUCAACAGUAUUUAGUCAUGAUAAAGACUCUAUGCCAAGAGUAUGGACAGGAAAAGAGAAUAUUCGGAAGAUCACAAAGGAAGCCCGUGCUGCGGCCCUGAAGCAUUUAUCUGUAGUGGCUGCUAUCCGUUUGGAUGAGAAAUCAGAUAAGAUAGAGAACAUUCUUGUUUCAGCUCUUACUGAUGCUCCUGUUUCCAAAGGGAAAGGAAAUGCUGCUAAUAUAGAUCCACUUGCUUCGAGUUCAUGGGAACAGGUUCCACCAAAAGAUACAUUAAUUACACCGGUGCAGUGCAAGUCCUUGUGGAGGCAAUUCAAAACAGAGACGGAGUACACAGUCACACAAGCAAUAUCAGCACAGGAAGCUCACAAGCGCAGUAACAGUUGGCUACCUCCUCCAUGGGCACUUCUUGCACUUGCGGUCCUUGGUUUCAAUGAAUUCAUGGUGCUUUUGAGGAAUCCUUUAUACCUAGGGGUAAUUUUUGUUCUUUUCUUACUGUCAAGAGCUCUAUGGGUACAACUUGGUAUCGCUGGAGAAUUUCGCAAUGGUGUGCUUCCAGGAAUUCUCUCAAUAUCAUCGAAGCUUCUUCCCACAGUUAUGAACCUCUUGAGACAACUAGCUGAAGCGGGAGAGAGAAAUAAUACAGCAGCACAAGCUCCAGAACCAUCUCCUCCCCUGAAUACUCAAAGCAGGAGCCAAUCACAAAAACCCCCACCAGUUGUUCCAACUCCUGAGUCAUCCUCAUCAUCAACAUUUUCUUCUCCUAGAAAUGGGGGUGAGCACGCAAGUACUUUAAAGGAGUCUGACACAGAAGCCAGCAGUACUUCCUAA